CCUGCGGAGAGAGGCGGGGCCAGAAUCACCGGGAGCGCUCCUCCAUUGGUUGGUCGAGCGCCCGGAGCUCGGGUCCUUGGAUUCCAAUCUUCACCUCACAGCUAACAAAGGGGGUCCAUUUUACAGAGAGGAAAACUGAGGGCCUGGGUGGCUCAGCUUUUAGUGUCAGGAGCUGGGCAUCACAUACAGCAGACGGAGAAAGUAAGAGAGAUGAAACAGCAGACCAAAGAACGUGGGCUUCCACAUGAAGCCCCUUUGCCCUUCGGGGCGGGGGGUGGGGGUCCGCAGCCUCAGUGCCCGCAGCUGGCGAUGGGCUGAUCCGUGUGUAUCCCCGAAAACCCGACCCAACCAAGAGACCGAGAGGGAUGAGGUGGAGCAAAACACCACGGACGACGGAAUUACCAUGGGUACGGGCGUGGGGGGAGGAGAGGGGGAUUUGUGUCCCCAUCUUAUUCACUCGGAUAUGUGGAUGCCUGGGAUUUUCGGGACUGUUAACGGAGAGUAUCCAAAGUCGUCGCCUCCCCCAUUUUGCAGAUGGUAAAACUGAGGCUCAAAGCAAAGGAAGUGAUCUGUCCAGGGCCACACGGCUAGAGGGGCAGGCGGAUGCAAAACUCGAACUAAAGCAAGCCCAAGGCAAGGUCGCACCCACCCUCUCAAGACUACUCCCCGCCUACUUCCAGCUAGGACAGAGACUACGACUCUGAGCAACCGAGAAUUAUAGUUCUGAGGUCGCUGGGGAGGCCGGCCACGUCGCUUUCCCGUGGGAGGGGAGGGGGCGCGGGCUUCCCAGUCGCCCUGGAGACCAGCCCCCACCCACCCGCUCGCCAGCAGCUCAGGGAUGCCCCAGAUCGCCUUAUUAGGGCAUGAGCCGGGAGGGGGCGGGGCCAGGGAGAGCACCCGUUCAUCGCGCCUUAUAUGGAAACUGAGCCUUAUAUGGAAACUGCGGGGAGGGCAGACAGGGUAGCUAGUGCUCCGGGGAAGCCCGGCUUGGGUGCAGCAGGCCUGGCCGCGGAGUUCUGUGCCUGCCGCGGGUCACUGCAUUGAAUGCAAGGCUCUGAGUCCGGCGGACUUAACAAGACUCGUGCCCUCCUCUCUCUAGCUCCCUCUGCGUACUCCCCGCCCAGGUUCUAGGCCCCUUUGUGAAUUCUCUGAGCUCUAGUCCCCUCUGGACAUCCCCCGGGCUCUAUCCAGGCCCUCUGCGAAUCUCCCGGGUUCUGUCCAGUCCCUCUGCGAAUCUCCCGGGUUCUAUCCAGUCCCCUCUGGAUGUCUCCCGGGCUUCUAUCUAGUCCCUCUGGACAUCUCUCGGGCUCUAUCCAGUCCCUCUGCGGGAUGUCGCAGACUCUAUCUAGUUCCUCUGAGAAUCUCCCGGGCUCUAUCCAGUCCCCUCUGGACGUCCUCCGUGCUCUAGCCAGUCCCUUUUGCAGAUUGCCCUGGUCUCCAGUCCCCUUUGUGAAUUCUCCAGGCUUUAUCGGCUGAACUCCAGUCCCCUCCUCCGCUCCUCUAGGUUCAACCCUCUGCAACGCCCCCCGGAGGCUCCCACCCUCCCUGCGGGUGCUCUGGCCUCCAGUCCUCUCUGCACGCCCCCCGGAGGCUCCCAACCCUCCCUGCAGGUGCCCAGACCGAUCCUGCUCAGUGUACAUUCAUUGCAACAGAAGCAAAAAUGCGGAAAGGGUGGAGCCUCGACUCUCGAGUGCCCCGAUAGGGAGAGCCCAAAUCCUGAGAGCCGUAGGGGCGGUGGGGAGCGCGGCGAGGAGCUCAGCGUUCAGAAGGAACCAUUCGUGGCCUGGGGGGGGGGGUGACGUCUGCACCCUCAACCCCCGCGAAGCCGGGGAGCCGCGGAGGGGCCUCGGGUCACGUGGGCCGCGGGGAGGGAAGCGAAGCCCCGCCCCCACCCGGACGUUCGGAGCGCGGCUCGAGUCUGAGUUGGGGGCAGCCGGGGCCGGGCUGGACCAUGGCCGCGCCCCGCCUGGGCCGGAAGCGGCCACUGCCCGCCUGCCCCAACCCGCUCUUCGUGCGCUGGCUCCGCGAGUGGCGGGACGAGGCGGCCGGCCGGGGCCAGCGGACGCGCUUCGUCUACCAGAAGGCCUUGCGCUCCCUGCUGCGCUACCCCCUGCCCCUGAGAAGCGGGAAGGAAGCCAAGAUUCUCCAGCACUUUGGGGAUGCGCUGUGCCGGAUGCUGGACCAGCGCCUGGAACAGCACCGGGCCGAGGGCGGCCGUGACCCUGGACCAGGUGAGCUGCCCAUUUCUGAGCUUCCACGAAGAGAGUUGAGCAGACCCCCAGAGGAUGCAGUCCCUUCUCAGUUGGGGCCGAGUCGGCCCAAGACUGGUGGCCACAGCAGCUACAGGCCCCCCCGACACUCCGCCGCUCGAGCUCUGCUGCUGAUUCUCUACAGGGAGCAGCUGGAUCCCAGCAGCCUAGGGUCCCUGACCAAGGAGGAGUUACUGAAGAGGUGUGAGCAGGAAGCCCCCAGGGUGGCCCUCAACAACAGCAGCCAGCCCUGGCCGGCCCUGCGCUCCCUCCUUCAUAGAAACCUCAUCCAGAGGACCCAGCGGCCAGCCAGGUACUCACUAACGCCCGAGGGGCUGGAGCUGUCCCAGAAGCUGGCAGAAGCUGAAGGGCUGGGAGCACCCCCUGCCAGUCUGCAGCUGAGACCCAGCCAGCUCCCUGGAAGGGAGGUAGAGGAGGGGCCCCAAGAAGCCAUGGCUCAGCUAGGCAGCACCAGGACCCAGGCUUCAGAGCCGCCCCUCGAACUGGGGCCAGGCCAGUACAGGAUCCUCUUGGGGAGCCACCGACCAGAGAUUCUGAGAGAGCUGCAGCGCUUGGGGGUCCCCCAUGAUGUCCGGAAGCUGCAUGUUGGGGACUUUGUUUGGGUGGCUCAGGAGACAAGGCCAAGAGAGCCGACCCGGCCUGUCGAGCUCGUCCUGGACCAUGUGGUCGAGAGGAAGCGUCUGGAUGACCUGUGUGGCAGCAUCAUCGAUGGGCGCUUUCGAGAGCAGAAGUUCCGCCUCAAACGCUGUGGCCUCAGCCACAGGGUGUACCUGGUGGAGGAUCAUGGCUCUUCCCACAGCCUCAGCCUCCCCGAGAGUACCCUGCUGCAGGCCGUCACCAACACUCAGGUGAUCGACGGCUUCUUCGUGAAACGCACGUCGGAUCUGAAGGAGUCCACUGCCUAUCUGGCUCUCCUCACCCGAGCUCUGCAGAGACUCUAUGAGGGUCAGAUUCUACGGCGCCGAACCUGGGGGGACGAGAGAGACCCUGGGGCCAGGAACCCACCCUGUUCCCUUUUCACCUUCAGUGAUUUCAACGAAGGGGCCAUGAAAAACAAGGCCCAGUCGGUGAGAGAGGUGUUUGCCAGGCAGCUGAUGCAGGUGCGGGGGGUGAGCGGGGAGAAGGCCGCUGCCCUGCUGGAGAAGUAUAGCACCCCUGCCAGCCUCCUGGCUGCCUAUGAUGCCUGCAGCAGUCCCCAAGAACAAGAGAAACUGCUGAGUUCUAUCAAGUGUGGGCGCCUACAGAGGAACCUGGGCCCAGCCCUGAGCCGAACCCUGUGCCAGCUCUAUUGUACCCCUGGGCCACUGCCCUGAGCCCAGCCCAGAGCAGACACAGCGCAUGGCCCAGGGGUGGGGGGUGAGGGGUGGGGAAUUGGACAAGAAAUGUUCUGGAUCUAAUAAAAGUCUGAGACUCUCCGCAGGGGGUGAGUAAUCACUGACUGGAGCCUUGGAGUUGGCCCCUGGAGAACCACAGUGAUGAGGCGCUUUGCCCCCUUUGAAGGGCUCUGUCAGUCAAUGUUGGCUCUCAAGAUGCACAGGGUACCAGGGAGCAGUGGAAGUGGGGCACGCCUGGACUUGGCCCAGUGCCUGGGGGCAGCUGAGGAGGGUCAGGCAAGGACCUUCCCUAAGGCGGUUCUGGCAAAGAAACUGAGGCUCAGCCAGGAAAGGGCCUCUCCCCCUUCAAUGAGGGGCAAACCUGGGCUUUUCUGAGCCUGCCUCGCAGCCUCUUCCCCACCCUACAGAAGAACCCCAGGACUAGGAACGGAGGGCCUAUUACCAGCUUAUGUGACCCUGGACAAGUCUGAUCAUCCAGACAGGGUCUGUUUUCUCUUUCCCCACCAUGGCAGCCCCACACCCAUCAGUCCCAUAAGAUUUUUCUCUUUUUAUUGAUUUUUCUCUAU
Messenger RNA from Dromiciops gliroides (monito del monte), 4170 nucleotides. RefSeq names its product MUS81 structure-specific endonuclease subunit (gene MUS81). Gene Ontology annotation, cellular component: Holliday junction resolvase complex; nucleus. The coding region runs from base 1952 to 3583 and encodes 543 amino acids. The transcript is spliced from 17 exons. Lineage: Eukaryota; Metazoa; Chordata; Mammalia; Microbiotheria; Microbiotheriidae. The record is from RefSeq and is a predicted model, not a curated record. Gene Ontology annotation, molecular function: DNA binding; crossover junction DNA endonuclease activity; 3'-flap endonuclease activity. Gene Ontology annotation, biological process: mitotic intra-S DNA damage checkpoint signaling; resolution of meiotic recombination intermediates; double-strand break repair via break-induced replication.